AUGGCGGAAGUGAGUUAUGUUCGAAAUCCUUACCCGGUGCCCGAUGUUGUUCGCGAGGGAACGUGGAUCCAACGACCUGUACUGGGUAAUAAAGUUUCGCCGAACGAUAAACGCUGGAGCGCCAACUUAAAAUCUUACGAACGUCUCUUUGCUCAUCAUACCCUGAAUAGUAUACGGAAAGACGCUAGACUUAUGAGAUUACAGGAACCGAACGAUGCACUUGAUUUGGCGCUGACAACCGUGUACGUUCACAGUAAAGACACACUGGUGCCCAAAGUGUACGUUACUAUGCAACCGGAAGCAUUAGGACAAAAGACAUGGCGCGUUUUGAAAAAUCAGAUCGAAGUAAAGUAUAGUAUAACAUCAAAAGGCGAGGAUGAUCCCGUGUCAUUGUUACUAGAGAGAUCGCAUUGUUAUCGUGGCCCAGUGGCAGAGAGAAGAGGUCAUCCGAGUAACGUGAAAUUGAAUAUCACCGGUCCACACUCGGUUCAAUCUAAUCCCGGAUACAGUCGCAAAAUCGACGGAACUUUUUACAGUAUUUAA
Colletes gigas is the source of this 543-nucleotide messenger RNA. Its product is annotated as protein C1orf194. NCBI's taxonomy places the organism in Eukaryota, Metazoa, Arthropoda, Insecta, Hymenoptera, Colletidae. The transcript has 3 exons. The record is from RefSeq and is a predicted model, not a curated record. The coding region runs from base 1 to 543 and encodes 180 amino acids.